Molecule: messenger RNA, 594 nt
Organism: Hyaloscypha bicolor E
Lineage: Eukaryota; Fungi; Ascomycota; Leotiomycetes; Helotiales; Hyaloscyphaceae
Product: HET-domain-containing protein
Exons: 2
Source: RefSeq, a predicted model, not a curated record
AUGGCGGCCGCUUCAACUACCCCCUUCGAGUACUCCCCUCUCGAUGAGCAGAAGAAUGAGAUUCGAGUUCUCCGUAUCCUGCCUGGCGUUGAUGCCAGCACGCUCGAGUGCCGCCUGGAGCAUAUCGCCCUAGAAGAUGGGUCCGAUUACGAUGCACUCUCCUAUGCCUGGCACGACCCAAAAUUAUACUCAGAAGCACAAAGAGACCUGAAACAUAAUCUGCUUGUCAACGGGAAAUGUCUCGAAAUAGGAAACAAUCUUGCGACCUUUCUUCAAUCCGCACGUGGAAAACAGGCUGAGAGCCGUCAGAUCUGGAUUGAUGCUAUCUGCAUCAACCAGAAGGAUGUCUACGAGCGAAAUGCGCAAGUUCUCAGGAUGCGGAGAAUAUACCAGAAGGCCAACCAAGUUGUGAUCUGGUUGGGGCCUGCGUCAAAUCGCGGUGAUGACGCUGUCAGGUUUCUCAAACUGGUGAAUCUUACGAAGAACAACGACCUUUCGGCAGAAUGGAAGGCCAUGGCUAGUUUUCUGGUACGAGCUUGGUGGAACAGGAUCUGGGUCGUUCAAGAAAUCGUGCUUGCAAAGGAAGCACUCGUU